UCUCAGUCCGGCAUGACUAGUCUGUGGAUGAAAGGUUAUGUUUCAACAAAUUUAUUAAGAUUAUUAUAUUUUAUAAUUAAAAAUAAUUUAUAAAUUGUCAAGAUUGUAGAGGUGAUUAUCAUGACAACUAUACGAAUAAGAAAACCGAUGAACGUAACACUUAGAUUAAUACAAGUAUGCAAACGUUUUGUGAACACUGAAGCAAAGUGUCAAGACAGACCACAGUGGAUAAAACCAGUUGGACAUCAAACUGAAAUAUCUAUAUAUAAUCCAAUAACAAAAUGCAAAGUGCCACUGAUUCUGAAAACAGAGAACGUUUUGAAAUGGUAUAUGUGUGGGCCUACAGUCUACGACUCAGCGCAUAUUGGACAUGCAACCACUUACAUAAAAUCAGAUAUCAUUCGUCGAAUUUUGUCGAAUUAUUUUAACAUAGAUGUGUUAUUGGUUAUGGGUAUAACUGAUAUCGAUGACAAAAUAAUAAAACGUUCCAAUGAGAGUAAAAUGGAUUUCAUAUCUUUAUCAAGACAUUUUGAGACUGAAUUUUUAGCAGACAUGAAUAAGUUAAAUAUUCGUGAACCUUAUUUAUACUGUAGAGUUACAGAUUACGUACCACAGAUCAUUGAAUUUGUGGAAAAGCUUAUAGCCAAUGGAUAUGGUUAUAUUACAAAGAAUGGAUCCGUUUAUUUUGAUACAAGCAAGUAUAAUAAUUAUGGUAAAUUACAAAUCCCUUGUCCUGAUGUCGCAAAAAGCCAGCACGAGGAUAAAAGGUCAGCAUUAGACUUUGCUUUGUGGAAAACAGCAAAAAGUAACGAACCAUCUUGGAAAUGUCCAUGGGGCCACGGUAGACCAGGAUGGCACAUAGAAUGCAGUGCAAUUGCAAGCGCAGUCUUCGGGAAUUCUGUAGAUAUGCACAGUGGUGGAAUAGAUUUGGCUUUUCCACAUCAUGAAAAUGAGGAAGCGCAAUCUUGCUGCUAUCAUAAUACCAACCAAUGGGUCAAUUACUGGCUACACUGUGGACAUUUAAAUCUGAAAGAUAUAAAGAUGUCCAAGAGUCUGAGGAACACCAUAACUAUUCAGGAAUAUCUCGAAAAAUAUUCGGCAAACCAUCUUAGAAUGCUUUGCCUGCUUUCUCAUUAUCGAAACGGCAUUGAAUUCUCAGAGGAAGUCAUGCAAAAUGCAGUGGAAAUAACCAAGAAACUUGAUAACUUUAUAAAUGACUGUGAUAAUUACGUUGCUGGCAAAUUUAAAGGUGGUGAAAUAGAUGAAAAUCUUUUGUUUACGACUUUGCAUGAAACAAGAAGUACAGUUUGCUCAGCGCUGGCGGACGAUUUUGAUACUUCAAGGGCAAUGCAUACCAUUAUAAAUCUUGUUGGUGUAGGAAAUAAAAUGCUUCAUCAAAAUAAUGCAACAUCUCAAAAUCAUGGCAUAAGCGCCAUUGCCGCUGUUUCAAAUUAUGUUUCCAAUGUUCUUACGAAAUUUGGUAUUGUACGAUCUACAAUGGCAACGAUAGAAAAUCGACAAAUCAAAGACAUUCUUGAUAAUUUUCUGGACUUCAGGAAUGCCGUCAGAAUCAGAGCACUUCAGCAAAAUCCAAAAGACAAAACUUUAUUAAAAGAAUGUGAUAAAGCACGAAAAUGUUUAUCCACUUGUGGAAUUAUAGUGAAGGUGAAAACUUUUAUACAAUACAUAUGCUCAUAUUUAAGACCAUGUUUAUAAGAAAAUUGAUUUAUAUCAUUAAUUACAGGAUCAAGAAGGCAUCAGCAGUUGGAGUUGGAAAUAGCGUGUAAAAUAAUUCUCAACGCGUCUUCAAUAAAAAUGUAUAAAAAUCA
This is a messenger RNA of Linepithema humile (Argentine ant), 1829 nucleotides long. It is a transcript of the gene CysRS-m, whose product is annotated as cysteine--tRNA ligase-like protein, mitochondrial. Gene Ontology annotation, molecular function: cysteine-tRNA ligase activity; ATP binding. The record is from RefSeq and is a predicted model, not a curated record. Gene Ontology annotation, cellular component: cytoplasm. Gene Ontology annotation, biological process: cysteinyl-tRNA aminoacylation. Lineage: Eukaryota; Metazoa; Arthropoda; Insecta; Hymenoptera; Formicidae.